AUGGACGACGAGGCGGACACCUAUAAGCUGUGGCGCAUCCGUAAGACUAUUAUGCAGUUGUGUCACGACAGGGGAUAUCUCGUCACUCAGGAGGAAUUGGACCAAACGUUGGAUCAAUUCAUCCUCUGCAUACCUCUGUUUGGGUCCAUACGCAACCCUUUCGCUAACCGUCUGUUAAACUUCUGUGCAAUCAGAUAUUCACUACAGAACAUUUUGAUUAGCGAAAGACAUCCGGCGAGAAGUGAUCUGAUAGUACUGGUGGCACACAAUGACGACCCCACAGAUCAGAUGUUUGUCUUCUUUCCGGAUGAGCCGAAGAUUGGCAUAAAGACAGUGAAGAACUAUUGCCAACGAAUGCAAGAGGAGAACAUUAGUAGGGCUUGUAUUGUAGUUCAGGUGGGAAUGACUCCAUCGGCCAAACAGGCGCUCACAGAUAUGGCCCCGAAGUAUAUUCUCGAACAGUUCCUCGAAUCGGAACUACUCAUCAAUAUUACCGAACACGAGUUAGUUCCCGAACACGUGGUUCUGACGCCCGAAGAGAAGGCGGAACUGUUGGCCAGAUAUAAGCUGAAAGAGAAUCAAUUGAUGCGAAUCCAAGCGAGUGAUCCGGUGGCCCGUUAUUUUGGCCUCAAGAGAGGACAAGUGGUCAAA
Medioppia subpectinata is the source of this 651-nucleotide messenger RNA. The record is from the annotation of a GenBank genome assembly. NCBI's taxonomy places the organism in Eukaryota, Metazoa, Arthropoda, Arachnida, Sarcoptiformes, Oppiidae.